Hypanus sabinus (Atlantic stingray) is the source of this 4473-nucleotide messenger RNA. RefSeq lists its product as uncharacterized. The coding region runs from base 1988 to 4123 and encodes 711 amino acids. Gene Ontology annotation, molecular function: nuclear retinoic acid receptor binding. Lineage: Eukaryota; Metazoa; Chordata; Chondrichthyes; Myliobatiformes; Dasyatidae. The transcript has 4 exons. Gene Ontology annotation, biological process: regulation of DNA-templated transcription. The record is from RefSeq and is a predicted model, not a curated record.
UCCAUGUGUCUGUUUUGCACCUGUAAGUUGCAGAUUUUCAUGCUGCCCAGAGUUACAGUUGAAUAGCCCGUGACAGAUGAGGGUAUUCAGAGGUAAUGCAGUAGCUAAGAAAAUGUUUAUUUACUUAUUUAGAGAUACAAGGUUGAACGGGCACCUCCGGCCCAGUGAGGUUGUGCCACCGAGCCACCCUCCAAUUUAACACCAGCCUAAUGACUGGACCUGUUCUUCUUCAAAAGUCCCAUCACCCCUACUGGGGCUUAGUCCACUGACAGCUACUCACCAGAAUCCAGUGUUCUGGGCCAGUCUUUCAGGUUGUCCCCGGGUGUAGCCAUCUUUGAAGGUCUUUACUCUCCCAUCUUUUCAGCUUCUGUUGGUGUUUCUGUAGCUUUGGGGUUCUACGGGAUGGGGUGGCCAGCUCAUGUCCAUCCCUCCUCCCUUCACGACCGGACUUGGGAUCGUUCUUGGAGGAGUCACAGGACAGUUUACAGUAACCAAUUAACCUACUAACUGGUGCAUCUCAGGACUGUGGGAAGAAUCCAUCACCACCCAGAGCAAACCGACAGUCAUGGAGAGAAUGAACAGACUCCUUACAGAAUCACUGGAACUGGGUUCCAAACUCUGAUGCCCAGAGCUGUAAUAGCAUCGCACUACCAUCGAGCCCCACAUGAGGAAAUACCCUCAUUUAGCCAGCACAGAGCACCGAGUCAGGAGUAAGUGGCCCCUACCCACCCCAUCCAGCAAGCUCUCAAAGUCAAGCAGAUGCGGAGGCAUUUCUUCAGCAAGAAGGGUGGUGAAUUCAUUGCCAAGGUUGAUAGGUUCUUGAUGAGUAUGGGCAUCCAAAGCUAUAGGGAGAAAGCAAGAAAAUCAGACGAUGGAAUGGCGGAGAAGACUCGACGGCCCGAGUGGCCUAAUUUUUCUCUUACGUACGCCCUCUAGGGGACUUCCUAAGCAGAAGUAACUAAUCCAUUUAUAGUUUAGUCCCGAAUGGGGUCUCGGCCCGAAACAUCGGCUCUUUAUUCAUUUCUAUUAAUGCUGAAACGGCUGCUGACUUCCCCAGCAAGUUGUGUGUGUUGCUUCGGAUUUCCAGCAACUGCAGAAUCUCGUGUUUAUAAUCUAGUUUAUCUUGUCAACGUAACCACAAAAGGCUGAAGGCUCUGAGAUCUCGAACACGGCCUCGACUGUCACGAGUAUGUAAUCCUUCUGACAAAAUAAAACUGAUAGAAUGAAAUAGGGAUUUUAUUUGCCCAUUAACUCGGAAGAGUCAGUGACAAGUACGGACGAAAUUGCAGCCGAAUGCGAGAAUCGAGUUCGAAGUAUUCGCAGAGUGGGACGGGAGUAUUUACUAGCUCAGGAAGCUAUCAAAGGCAAACUAGGUUCUAAUUAAGGGUUUCGGCCGGAAACUGUUAUUAUCUCUUUCCAUAUUUGCUGCCUGGCCCGCUGAGUUCCUUCAGCAUUUUGUGCGUGGGGAGAGGGACGCUCACUCAGAAUUAAGAGAGGCUCUAAAUUUAAAAUCAGUCUGUGAGCCAUUAAAGGGCGCAGGCAGAGGACAACGAGCACUGCGUGCUGCGGACACAUGCAGGGUUGCUUGCAUUGCCGCCCCCGCUGCAAGCUCCAGGCCAGCGCGCUUGUCGCCCCGGCAGGGUGGCUCCGUAGCUCGCGCUAAUUGGCAGCUGAGCGUGUCAAUCAUUGGGAUGAUUGACGGGCGGGCGUAGCCCGGCGGGACCGGUGACCUUUUGGCGGGCGAAGCGAGGCUGGGCUGGGCUGGGCCGGGCCGGGCCGGGCCGGGCCGGGCCUCCGCCCUCAGGACGUGGAGCUACUGGCUGUCCUCGGUUUGGUAACUGCCUCUCCUUUGGCUUUCAAAUAUCAGGAGGCAUCCAUCAGACUUCUGAGAUUGUGUUGAACCCAUCCCUUGCUUUGCCUUCUGCCACAAGCCAGCAAUUAGUGUUCACUGGAGAGUCUCCUCCGAGAAAUUUGACCCACAGGAGCUAUGAACCCAAACCAGCUGAGUCCUGAGCCCCAGACGGCACUGAGCCCAAAGCCUUGCAGCAACCUCCCUAGCAGCUGUGGGCAGGUCCACUCCUCCAUUGCCUCUCCAGCAAGCGGCUUGGCAGCCAGCCCCUUUCCCGCAGCAGGCUUAGGCAUCAUGCAGAACGUGACCAGCCCAGGAACCUAUAUUCAGAUCCCCAUCAACGCCGAGGUCCGCUGCAUCUCCACGCUCUCCUUGCCCCCAGCGGUCCAGAGGAAGAUCUACGGCGGAGCCUGCAACCCGCCAAAAUGCAGUGACAGUAGCAAGCCCUCCAUUGCCAUCUACAUCUACCCUGUCAACCCAAUCAAGCUGUCCGAGGCCAAGCGCCUUCUUCCUCUGACACACAAGCCAUCGUCGCCAGACUGUGGAGCUAAGGGUGUGACUGAUUCAGAGGAGAAGCCCAUUUCUCCACCAGCCCAAAUGCCGAGUAAGAAAACAUCAUCAAGGAGACAAGACAUCAAAAUAAAUCAGCCUGUAAAGGACGCUAUUGUUACCCCAACACCUGUUUCUGUUAAAUUUUGUAAUAACCUGGCCUCUCAGGUUCUGAAAACAUAUGUAAAGCUGCAGGGGAAAGGGGGAAACAUGGACGACUUGAUGCAGACUUACUUCAACAAUCCACUGGAGGUCAAGUCUGCCAAUUCGUUCAAAGACAAUGCCCUGCUCCUCUUCAAUGGGCAGUUGUUUUUCCUUGCCCAGAAAGGUGCCGAAAUACCUGCUGCGGCAAUGAAAGGGAAGCGGUUGGCAAGGGAAUCGGACACGCAGGAGCCAAACAUGCUUCAAGGGGAGCCAGGUCGCUUCGAGCAUAGGAUUGAUACUGGUCAGAACUCCACCAGCUCUUCAGCUGCAAGGCACGAGAUUGAUCCACAGGCGUUGAAGCGGGAACACGAGACCAAUAGGAAAGAAUGCGCUGCAAAGGGAGGUGAUGGCUCAAAUUGCCCUUCCAAAACUCGACAAAAUGGAUUGGAGAUGGCACAGCAGAUUGUGAAGUGGCUGCCGAACUCUCUUCCAGGAGGCUGUGUGAGAAGGCCUAUGUUCUCGGAAAACAGGGACUUGCUCCUCAAAGCAGGCAUCCAUUACGAUGUCAGUGUUUGUCUUCACAGAAUCUCCUUGAGUGGCAACGCUGACACUUCGGGUCAUCGGGUGGAACGUCCCACAAGAAGUAUUCCGCAGCUUUGCAAAGAACCUGAAGGGGUGAACUUGGAAGAAUGCCCUAAGCUCUCUCGAGAGCCUGAGCUGUCAGAGCUCGAGGAGUGUCUUGAGCUCACGGGGGAACGUGAGUUGAAGGCGUGCCCACAGCUUUCCAAAGAAGUUGAUUUUGGAGAUUUGGAAGAAAAUUCUGAUACCUCAAAGAUUAUCACGUCAGUCCCAUCCAAAGAAUGUCCAGAGCUCUCCAAAGAAUCUGGGCCUGUCGUAAUGGAGGAAUGUGGAUCCAUCUUAAAAGUGCUUAAACCAGGAGAACUGGAGGGGUGCUCUGGUACCUCGAGGGAGGCCAGCCCAGUAUUGCUGGAAGAAAGCCAGGGAAAUUUCAAAAACAAUGUCUCAGUCACAUUGCGAGAAGAUAGAGGUGUCUGUAGCACACCAAGCUCGGCAGACCUCAGAGAACAAUUGGAACCUACUCUGAACUUGAGCUGUGCGGGUUUGAAAGGCUGUCGUGCAGAGUUGGACGAGGAUUUUCACAGCAAAGACAGAAGGAAGUGUGAAGAGGUUGAAAUUGAGAUUCAGAGCUCCGGCUGGCAAAACUCUAAUGGGGACGAUGAUAAAUGUGGACCGAACAAGAGGAGAAAGCUUCACCAAGAGAUCACUUCUGUGAAUUCCGAAAGGGAAGUGUGCGGGCUCCUUAAUGCCAAAAGGCCGACCAAUGAUGAGUCUGGAAACUCUGCCGAGACACCACCACAUUGUCUGCUCUUCUUGCACCACCAGCCACAAAUUUGCUUCUACCCUCCUGAGCAGGAAAACCCUCUGGAAGUGGAUGACACUGUGCGAGACGAGAAAAUUAAUCGCUUGAAGGAAAUUCUCAAGGAGAAACAGGCAGCACUGGAUCUUGUGAGGAAGCGAGUAUCACUUUCCAGUUCUGCGUCGGGCUCUACAGUGGAGUAAGAGGUGCAAACUGCAGAUAUGAAGUAGGUAGUGAUUAGAGACGCUCUGAACCAUGUGAUGAAGGGUAGUAUUUCUGAGGGUUAUGGACAACCUCAUAGUUCGGCGAUUGUCAAUUAUUCCUUCUAAAGUGCGGUCACCCAUUCUUAUGCAUUUAAAUCCAACAGUUGUGAAUAUUCACUUUAUUUUAAAAUUUCUACUUGUUUUCGUAAAUUACAAUAUUAAUUUGUAUUUUGCUAUUCACGUGUAUAGAAUAUUAGGGUAUUUACUAGAGCACUGUUUUCCUGUUGCCUCUAAACAAAAAAAUAAUUGUCCUACUUUAUUGUGCGAUAUUAAAAGGCUCUUGAAACUGA